Molecule: messenger RNA, 1650 nt
Organism: Cordyceps militaris CM01
Lineage: Eukaryota; Fungi; Ascomycota; Sordariomycetes; Hypocreales; Cordycipitaceae
Product: DDE superfamily endonuclease, CENP-B-like protein
Exons: 1
Coding region: 1-1650 (549 amino acids)
Cellular component (GO): nucleus
Molecular function (GO): DNA binding
Source: RefSeq, a predicted model, not a curated record
AUGUCUUCCUACAGCGAAUCAGACGUCGGCAAAGGCCUCCGCUUACUUAAAGACGGCUCCUCAUUGGCUAAGGCCUCCACUGCAUGCAGGGUCCCCAAAUCAACCCUGCGCGGCCGCAAGCAAGGUGUGGACUCUCGCAAGCGGGCUACGCAGAAGCGGCAGGCAAUUCCCCCCUAUUGGGAGACUUAUCUGGCCAAUUACGUUAUACACCAAGCCAAAAUCGGCCUAGCUCCAUCCCACAAGCAAAUCAGGAUGCUUGCCGUGCGGCGCCAUGCCGAAUUGGGCUAUCAGCGCCCUCUUGGCAAGCAUUGGCUAACCCGCUUUCUCCAACGCCACCCCGAAAUAGCAACAACCCGGGCCCGGCCGAUUGGACUGGAUCGGGCCACUAGUGCAACCCCCGAAAAGAUCUCCGCUUUUUUCGACCAAUUGCAACACCCAGAUUACAGCGAUAUACCCAAUUCAGCAAUUUGGAAUAUGGAUGAGACAGGCCUACGUGAGGGACUAGGCCUAAACGGGCUAGUCCUUAGCCGGGCUGGCCGGAAGUCGACCCCAGUUAUGCAGCCUGAGCCAGGCAGCUGGAUCACGAUUUUGGAGUGCGUCUCCGCAGCUAGGGGGUCAAUUGACCCAGUUAUUCUGUUCAAGGGCCAAUUAGAUGUCUGGCGGCACUGGUUCAAGGAAAAACUGGACCCUAACUCCAAUUGGUCCUAUAAGACAACUCCAAAAGGGUGGACCAGCAAUUCUAUCGCGAUUGAUUGGCUCACAAAGCAUUUUGACCCACUCACACGACCCGCCGACCCCUCACAAAAGCGGCUGCUAAUUUUGGAUGGCCACGGCAGCCACUGCCAGCUCCACUUUAUGUGGCUAGCCUUCCAAUCAAAUAUCAUGCUGCUAUAUUUGCCUGCCCACACAUCGCAUAUCCUGCAGCCGCUUGAUAUGGGGUUAUUCGCGCCCCUCAAACGAAAAUACCGCUCUGCCUAUUCGAGCCUAGCUCAGGGCAUGGAACUAGCCAAUCAGAAGGCAUUGUUUAUUGACGCAUACGCAAUUGCACGUGCUAGUGCAUUUACCCCAGAAAAUGUGCGGGGUGGGUGGCGGGGAACAGGAAUUCGACCAAUCAAUGCGUCGGUGCCCCUCUCCCACGUACUUGUGCUUGACCCACACACACCUCAUGACGAGCCAAUCGCACCGCUCAGCAGCCAGGAAAGCGCUGACAUUCUCAUCAGAACCCCAAAAUCAUGCAGGGACCUCCAACGAGCGGCAUAUGCGUACAAGCAAGGACCCACCCCGACUAGCUUCUUUCGGAAGCUUGAGAAGUAUAUGACGCAACUUCAAGGCGAGGUGAUCAGCUUGAAAGAAGAGGUGGGGCACUUGCGCAGCAGCCUCAAGGCGUAUCGGCCAAUCAGACGGAAGCGGGUCCGCAUUGACCCCAACCAGAAAUUCACCAAGGUGGUGGACAUCAUCAAGGCUAAGCCUCUUUCGGUAAUAGCUCCUGACCCACCUCCAGGGCUCUCUGACGCGCAAUUGGCUGAAUUCAAUGAUGGGUUCGAGGUGUGGGAGUUGGAGUAUGACGCAAGUGGGGACGAGGACAACCAAUCAUAUCUCGAGCAAGAGGCAGGGGAUCCACAGUCUAUGGAGACAGAGUUCCAAAUCUAG